CCAGCUGGGCUGCUUGCUCCGACUCCUGCGGGCCAGCGGAACCCCAGCAACACCCUCGUGGACGAACUGGAGGCUUCUUUCGAGGCUUGCUUUGCUUCUCUUGUGAGUCAAGAUUAUGUGAAUGGUACAGACCAAGAAGAGAUUAGAACAGGUGUUGACCAAUGUAUCCAGAAGUUUUUAGAUGUUGCACGGCAGACAGAGUGCUUUUUUCUACAGAAAAGGUUACAGCUAUCUGUCCAGAAACCAGAACAGGUAAUUAAAGAAGAUGUUUCUGAACUGAGAAAUGAAUUGCAGAGGAAAGAAGCACUGAUCCAGAAGCACUUGGGUAAACUGCGACACUGGCAGCAGGUUUUGGAAGACAUCAAUAUGCAGCACAAAAAACCUGUUGAAAUGCCUCAAGGACCUUUAGCGUAUUUAGAGCAGGCUUCAGCUAAUAUACCUGCACCACUUAAGCAAACAUGAAUAAAAAUAUACUUUGAAUGGUGAAAUGACUUUUGCUAGACCAAGGAGUGUGGUUUUAAAAAGCUUUGUACUGUCUGAUGUAAUUUUUAUAGAUAUUUUUUAAAUGAUGUGAAGAUGCAUAAAAUGAGAACACCAUCUGCCUUUAUUCGGGUUUAUUGUAUUUAUAUUAAUCAUUUCAGCCAACCAAAGCAUGAUAAUGCAAACUGAAAACAAAAUUUUCUGCUUUGUGAUAUUAAAAAUGUUUUGUUGAAAAAGCAGGAAGGAACUUUUUCUCUGUUACAUGGGUUUCUCUUUACUGUAGUACUGAAUAAGCAAGAUUUAAAAGAAAAAGUCACAUGUGUUCCACAGAUGUUGAUUGAUCUGUGGAACAAAAUAUUGGCUGAGAUUCAAAGGGCUACUUCAGAAUGCACAUCAGAGCCUGAGUACCUUAGUCAAAUUCUUGGCCUUUUGAGUAUUAGACCUGUUUCCUGGUAAGUUACUUUUUUUAAAAAAGUGAGUUCGUCAGGAACAUAAAGGGAUGGGGACUGUGGUGAAAAGCAAGCAAGCAUUUGAAUGUGGCUAAAGUAGACCUUUGGAUUUCUGCAAAUAUUUUGUUCGAAACCAUGUUUUAGCACUUUUCUUCUGCUUCUACUACCCUUGAUGGUCUAAGACACUGAAUAAAGAGCUCUAUAGAGUACACCCUCCAAUAGUCUCUCUCCCUCAGAUCCCAAUGCCAGACUUUUCCACUUUCUUCAUAUUUAUUUUUUCCUCUGUCAAGCCUUUUUUUGUCUUGCUCUGGGUAACAUGUUGCUCAUAAUUGUUUCAGCUUAGCUGUUCAAAAUUCUUGUUAUAUAAUGAUAGAACAGAAAAUAUCCAUGAGAAAUAUGUAGCUAACUUGGAUUGCUUUUAUUUUCUGUCAUUUUCUGCGUAUUGCAAACUACUUUCUGAAUACUUUAAAACAACAAAUAUUUAAUAAUGCAUCAAUAAAUCAAUGUCUGUUUAUGUGCUAUCAAGUCACUUCCAACUUAUGGUAAUCUUAAUAGUAUUUUUCAGGUGUGUGAGAUGGACAAAGAAUGGUUUAUUACUGCCAGCCCCCCCCCCAAGUUUCUGUAGACAAAAUGGGGAUUUGAACCCACAUCUCCCAAAUCGUAGUCUGACACUUUUAUCUGCACAGCAUGGGCUGUCAAUGUCUUAUCUAACUUUUUUAAAUGUUAUCAACAAGUGGGCUGUUAGUAGAGCUAAUUUUUAUUAUCAUGUGAUAGCAAAUUGGUUUUAAAUACACAGAAACCUUUGGCAUGUUUUAUUCCCUUGACACACAGACUUUUUCUUUCUUCAAGUACAUUGUUUCGUUGCAAAUAUUAACAAAAAUCUGGCAUUCAAAGAAUUUCCUAACCUUGCAAUGUGUAGUGUGAAUAAGUGAAAGGAUACAUUGAAGGAGAGAUACCUAUCAUUUCAAUAAUUAAAGGGAGAAGGGCAGUUUAUGGUGGUAUGAAGAGCCAUGAGGAGGAUGUUACUUGGGAUUUCUUCCAUAUGUCAGCAUAUAAUAUUAAAAUAUUACAUGUGACACUGAA
Molecule: messenger RNA, 2012 nt
Organism: Pogona vitticeps (central bearded dragon)
Lineage: Eukaryota; Metazoa; Chordata; Lepidosauria; Squamata; Agamidae
Gene: MED28
Product: mediator complex subunit 28
Cellular component (GO): mediator complex
Source: RefSeq, a predicted model, not a curated record